Molecule: messenger RNA, 555 nt
Organism: Ostertagia ostertagi
Lineage: Eukaryota; Metazoa; Nematoda; Chromadorea; Rhabditida; Trichostrongylidae
Source: the annotation of a GenBank genome assembly
AUGGAAAACAUCACAUCCAAGACUGGCCAACAACAAAUUCCUCGCCCUCAAACGACUAGAAAGUCAGUAUCGUAUGCUCACGAGGAAACCAGAAUUAUGGAAAUUCUGCCAGUACCGGCGAACGAGUCUUUGGACUACUCCCAUGAUCGACUCCUCGAAUGGUAUAAAUCCACUCUUGAUACGCUGAAUUAUUUCUGGAAGAUUUGGUUCGAAGACUACCUUUCUGCGCUACGUGAUCGUCAAACGACACGAAUUCGCCAAGGCAGAUCUACGCCAUAUCUCCCUCGAAUAGGUGAAAUAGUGCUACUUGGAGACAAACAUGUAUCUCGAGGUCAAUGGCCCUUAGCAGUAAUUACGAAGCUCAGCCAUGACCGUCAACAACAGGUCAGGUCAGUUACCGUUCGAACAUCCAGCGGCAAUGUCCUACAGAGGUCCGUUAAUCACCUAUACCCUCUGGAGAUAACACCUCAAAGCGACUCUCCGCAGCAAACGAGGUCACCUCCUCGCAGACUACAACCACAUAGGAAGGUCAAGCGUACUAGCUCCUAUAAAUAG